Molecule: messenger RNA, 6647 nt
Organism: Paramisgurnus dabryanus
Lineage: Eukaryota; Metazoa; Chordata; Actinopteri; Cypriniformes; Cobitidae
Gene: crtc1b
Product: CREB regulated transcription coactivator 1b
Biological process (GO): protein homotetramerization; positive regulation of transcription by RNA polymerase II
Cellular component (GO): nucleus; cytoplasm
Molecular function (GO): cAMP response element binding protein binding
Source: RefSeq, a predicted model, not a curated record
UGUGUUUUGGAGAAGAACGGAAGAUGGCGACCUCAAACAAUCCGCGCAAAUUCAGCGAGAAGAUCGCCCUGCACAACCAGAAGCAGGCGGAGGAGACCGCGGCGUUUGAGGAGGUCAUGAAGGACCUAAGCAUCACGCGAGCUGCGCGGCUGCAGUUGCAGAAGACCCAGUAUUUGCAACUAAGCCAGAAUCGAGCUCAGUGCUAUGGAGGGUCACUGCCCAAUGUCAAUCAGAUUGGAAAUAGCAACACUGACCUCCCUUUUCAGAUUAUUUUUCAGACGACAGUUCUGGACACCAGUCGGACAACCCGGCAUCACGGCCUGGUGGACCGUGUGUACCGUGACAGAAAUCGCAUCGCUUCUCCGCAUCGCAGGCCUCUCUCCGUGGACAAGCAUGGACGUCAGAUUGACAGCUGCCCAUAUGGCUCAGUAUAUCUGUCUCCACCUCCUGACACAAGCUGGAGGAGGACAAACUCUGACUCAGCUCUACACCAGAGUGCUGUGACUCCACAGGACACUUUUGUCGGUGGAUCUCAGGAACUGCAGUCAAAAGGAGUUAAAACAUUGCUGUUGCUCACCCCUCCAGACACAGAAGACACCGAAACAGAGAUGGAGAAAGAUGAGCCAAAAGGAUCUCUACACUCAGAGUCACAUGAUGUUCCUGGAAUUAACAUAUUUCCAUCUCCUGAUCAAGAAAUGAACAGCUCUCUGAUGCCAGCGGCUCACAGCACAGGUGGCUCUUUACCCGAUCUGUCAAACAUCCAGUUUCCAUCCCCUCUUCCCACCCCGCUGGAUCCAGAUGAUCCCAUUACCUUCCCCACAUCCAGCCCCAGCACUACCAAUAACCUGACAACAAACCUGACACAUUUGGGCAUCAGCGCAGCCAGUCACGUUGCUCCAAACCCUCCCGCCCAGCACACCGGACCCUCGCCCAAUAUCAACCAACAGCAGCAAUCCGCUCCCACCCUCCAACCUGCGGUCUCAUCUCAAAUACCCAUCGCACAGCCGAUGGCGAUGGACAGCCUGACAUUAGAGCAGCAGUUAUCUCAAUACUCGCUGUUGAGUUUACUGAACGAUCUGCAGAAACAGCCACACAUGCUCCCACAAAACAUCCGUCUCAUACGACUUCCGCCUCUCACUGUAAGCUCCACCCCCAACACCACCCAAAACUCUCUCGACAGCCAAUCACAGAUGGUCACGAGCGGAACCGCCAACUCGUUCACUCAACAGUAUCGCAGUCAGACCGGCUCUUCAGCCAAUCAAUCACCCACAUCUCCAGUAUCCAAUCAGGGCUUCUCACCUGGAGGCUCACCACAACACAUGCCUGUCGUUGGCAGCAUCUUUGGAGAUUCGUUCUAUGAUCAGCAGCUGUCAUCCAAACAGACCACUGCCCUCUCUAACCAGUUGGAGCAGUUCAAUAUGAAUAUGAUGGAAAAUCCAGGCAGCUCCAGUCACUGUUCGACACUGAACUACACGCAAGCAGCCAUGAUGGGCUUAACUGGAACCCACAGCAGUCAGCCGGACUCACAGCAGCUGAGCUACAGUAGCCAUGGCAACAUUCCCAACAUCAUCCUCACAGUGACGGGAGAGUCUCCGCCAAGUCUCUCCAAGGAGCUCAGCAGCUCAUUGGCCAGCGUUGGCGAUGUCAGCUUUGACGCAGACUCUCAGUUCCCAUUGGAUGAGUUGAAGAUAGACCCCCUUACUCUGGACGGACUGCAUAUGCUCAACGACCCAGACAUGGUUCUCGCCGACCCGGCCACUGAGGACACGUUCCGCAUGGAUCGACUGUGAAUCUGUGAAUGCGAUUUUAGCAAGACAUUCAGCUGCAUGGCCUCUCUGUUCACCAUCUGGUCAGUGGCCAUCCCCCCAACCACCCACAUGACGGCAUGCUGGCGAACCGCUCGUGACCGGAGGCUGAUGGUGGGGGUUUGGGGGGUGAGUGGAGGUGGAAUUGCUGUAUCCACACUGGAUAGUUUCCAAUGCGCAAUACUGUCCACCAUCCACUUUCUUUUUGUAGUCAUCGUUUUGCAUUUUGUUGUCUAGUGUUUGUUUGUUUAUUGUUUUGACUCUGGAGGAAUAUAGCUUUUAUUUGAUGGGUCAUAACAUUUAAGUAUCGUUUUAUUUGUUUGUUUUCAUUGAAAUGCCAAAAUAUCUGUUUUUAAUGUUUACAUAAUUAUGCCAUAUGUCCUUUAAUAAUGAUCUGUGUAUGUGUUAAGUCAACAUAUUUAUUCAUAUUUUGUAUUAAUUAUAAUACUUUUUAUUCAUGUUUAUGUAAUGUUAAGGAGCACUACUCCCCCAGAUUGUGUUUCAAGGGUUUAAGGGAGGUUGCUCAACAUGUAGUGGAAGAGUUAAAAAUUGCUUUAACAAAAUGGCUUCCAUAAUAUUUCAUUUUGCUAGCAUUUUAUAACAUUCAAACAUGACGAUCUGUUAUUAUUCUUGUUUGUAUAUUCCAAUAUUCUCCAGUGAUUCCUUACAGAAGGACAGCAGACUCUGGAGGUUUUGUGUACGUGGGACAUCUUGUAUCUUAUGCAUAUGUUUUGUUCGAUGUUAUCGCUGUAUUGUUCGCUUCACAGGUGGUCGGUAAAUGUGACCCAAGAGCUGCUGCAGUAACCUGCUAAACACUUCACUGUGAGAGGACCUGAUUUUGCCUUAUAUAAAAACAAAAUGCUGUUUUUAACCGUCAAUGUGUUUUCUAACGUCUCAGAAACGAUUUUCUCUCGUGUCUGUUUCUAGUUCGGCUGUGGUAUUCUUGUUUUGACUAUGCCAUUUUGUUCGGUAUUCUGUAUGGUUUGUAUUUGUACUGCCACAAAAAACGUCAACUUGAGGUUCUGUUGUAAAGAUAAUGUCAAUCUAAUGGCUUGGGGUGAGUAAUGCUCCUUAUUCUCUGUGCUGUUAUGGGAAGUUUUGUGUUUGUUAUUUUUUAAGGGUAUGUUCGAGCCCUGCUGCACAUUGAUCAAAUUAUAUUUUAUUUUUUGUGUGUGCUGUACGAAAGGUAUUAAGGAAUCACUCAUUUGUAAUUCAGCAUUGUGGUGUACAGUCUGGUGCAAAAGUCUGAGAUCACAUGAAAAUGAAUGACCAAUGUAACAAAAGGUCCGAUUUCCUUCCUUCCAUUGAAGCACACAAGAUGAUUUAUGGAACAGUAUGAGAUAAUCAUUAUCAGGUUUAUCACAAACUUGUGGAGUCUAUGCCAGCUUAAAGGGAUAGUUCACCCCAAUUUUAUUUAUUUUUUUAUGUUUUUUUACUUCUAUAGUACGUUUUCUACUGUACUAUAAAAAGUCAAUGGUGCUCCAAAACAGCUUGAUUACAAAUAUUUUUCAAAAUAUCUUCCUUUGUGUUUAAAAAAUUGCAGGUUUGGUCAACUAGAGGGUGCACUGCAGAAAAUUACUUUCUUACUAAGUAUUUUUGUCUUGUUUUCAGUACAAAUAUCUAUAUCGAUUUAUUUUCUUGAUGAAAAAAAUGACCUAAGAAAAUAAGUCUAGUUUUUAGGCAAACAAAUAUCAAAUUUAAGUGAAUUUGUGCUUAAAACAAACAAAAACAAUCUGCCAAUGGGGUAAGAAAAUUUUGAUUGAAUUUUUUUAACGUAUUUAAGAAAAAGGUUGGCAGAUUUUUUCUUAAAAAAUUUUAAGCACAAAUUUACUUAAAGGAACAGUAUGUAAGAAAUGUAUUAAUCAUUAAUCAUAAAAUGGCCCUGAUAUGUCACUAGACAUUAAGAAAUCAUUUUCAUUUCAAAUACUUAUAUCACUCACAACAGUGGUCUGGCCAGGAUAUUGUCAUUUAAAAAAUGGAGUUGCAGCCCUCAACUGAUGUUUAUGUUGUCAUUUUGUGUAUUGACCACUAGUUGUGUGAUUGCAGUACAAGUUUUAGCCACAAGUUUUGUGAUUGCAAUGCCAGUUUUGGCCACAAUCCUACACACUGUUCUUUAAAUUUUAUGAUUUUGUCUAAAAGCUAAACAUAUUUUCUUAUGUAAUUUUGCUUAUCAAGAAAUAUUAUUAUUCUUUUUUAAAUAUUUGUACUGAAAAACAGACAAAAAUACUAAGUAUGUGAGAAAACUUUUUUAGUAUUUUUGUCUUUUUUCAGUAGAAAUAUAUAAAAAUUCUUAAAUUAAGAUGCUUUUUCUUGACGAACAAAAUGACCAAAGUUUUUAGACAAAAAAUUUAAAAUGUAAGUGAUUUUGUGCUUAAAACAAGCAAAUUCACUAACAUUGUUUAUUUUGGUUUAAAAACUAGACUUAUUUUCUUAGGUCAUUUUGCUCAUUAAGAAAAUACAUCUUUAUUUAAGAAUUUUUAGAUAUUUCUACUAAAAACAAGACAAAAAUACUAAGUAAGAAAGUAAUUUUUUGCAGUGUAAGUAAAUGAUGACAGAAUUAUCAAAAAGAUUUUUAGGCAAACUAUCCCUUUGCUGUCAUUAAAGGGUGACAUAUCAAAUGUCAAUUUUUCAAUAAACUCCUGAUUUAAAUUUGUAUACUGUUUAACAACAUUUUUUUUAUUAAAAUAAAAAAGAAUUUGAGGUGGUCUCAGAUUAUGAACCUGACUGUACUGUACUAAAGUGUAUCUUUAAGAAAUGGUGCCACUAUAGAUGAGUAGCCAGGCAAUGUUAAGCCCUUUUCUAAAACUAAUCGCAAUGUUACUUUAUCAAAUUUUUGUAAUUUUGAUUAGGUUUAUUUGGAUAGAUUUGGGGUCAUAAAGGUUAACCUGGGUUCUUCAAAAAAAUUGCUGCAAAAAAUUGCAAAGUCAAAUUUGUGAAUCUAUGCAAACUGAAGGCAUUAGCCAACCAACAAAAUUUCGUUGAAUACGAUUUGUGUACAAAGUUUGGGCCAAGACAUUAGGCACUGGUCAGAUUGUGGAUAUACUGUAACUAGACACAACAAAACUCACUUUAUAUUUCAUAGUCUUAUAGUCUUUCUUCAGUUGUUUUACGUGUUUCUCAACCAUUCAUCUUGAAUAUAGUGUACAUAAAGCAUAUCGCUGGAAUAUCAUGACUGCAUGUCAAAAUGAGAAAAAACCUUUGGAACAAGGUCUUUGUUAGCUUUUUGGUAUGAGGUCUUCAUUAGCUUGGCUGAUUCCAGUAAAAAGUUUUAAUGCAGAUGAAACAAUAUAGACCCCCAAGACAUGGUGCAUGUAUUAUUUAAUGCUAGUGGUGUCAUUUUACGGUUUUCUUUCUGAUAUCCGCGUCUCUGAUCAUGUUUAGAACAAGAAUGUAUUUAUGGGGCUCCAUGUUAUGAUGAGCGCAUUACACCAAAUGACCUGCUUGCUUGACCAAAGCACUACUGUUUAUUUUGGAUCUGAUUUGUUGGUUUUUUUGGUCAUGGUAGCAUUUUUUUCUGUUUAUCACAAUUGUAGCAUGUUUAAUAUCUUCAGUUGGGUCAUUUUUCUGCUUACAUCUCAAAUUUCCAUCUGAAAUUCUAUCAGAAAUCUCCAAGAUACGGCAGCUUUCAAAUUGACGUAUGUGCAUCUCUUCAAAAAAAAUAUUCUUCUGGCUGUCGCUCUUCAGAGCUUCAGCCUUAGCUUUGCUCAUGAAACUUUGACUGUUUAACCUUCUGAGAAUGCAGACUGUUCAACGCUGUACAUGCAUUUUGCCCCGAUGUAUUGUGAAGGUAUCCUUUGUGAACUGUUCUCUGCAUUGCACUGAAAAUUCAGAGGGAAAACUAUUUUGGAAGUGUAUGUGCGACUUCCCAAUGCAAACUGAAAAAAGGGCUCAGUCUGUUUGUUGCUUUACCAUGUUAAACAUUAGGAGAUGCGGGCAGAUCGCAUGUGUUUCUUCGUCAAAUACUCUGUUUUCGAUGCUUAGCAUCUUGCUAACAUAGCAGCAUGCAGCCAAACUGGUUGGGACGUUUUACUGGUACGGUUUUAAUACGGCACUUAUGUGUAUGUUGGAAUUGUUAAUUCAUGUCCAAAUAAUUUUUGUUAAAGCAAACCCCUUUAGCGUAACUUUCCCUUUAAGCCUUAAUAGAACUGUUGAGCAGUUAGUUACCAUGGUUACCAUGUCCUCACCCCUCACCAUUAAGACUAAUAAGGAUGUAGAUGUUUAGCUGGGAUGUAUUUCUUAAUAAACAUAAUGAUAGUGACCCAUAGGGCAUAGCUGAGAAAAAUAACAGCCAUUCCCCAUAACGUAUAGUGUAAGCGUAAACUAAGUGCCAUCUACAUCGAUUUCUUUCUGUAAAGAAUAUAUAUAUUUUAUUUAUUUUGUCAACCUUCAUUUCACUUAAAGCAGGUUUAAUAAGCAUUAAAAGAGGAUGUGAAAAUAAACGUUUUGUGAAAGCGUUAGAAUACAGAAUACACGUACGAUUUUUAUGUGGAGAGCACAAGCAAUGCUCGCUCUUUAUUGGAAUUAAUGGUAUAUUAGGACAUAUCAUUUGUGGUCGUCUAGAGCUUUUAUUGGGUUGGUUCUAUAAAGAUACCCCGUUUUGUAGUCGCUGUGCUGAUGUGGUCAUCUCUUUCUGUGUCUCUUCUGUGGUAACGUAUUGUAGAAGGAGCUGAUUUCGUCUUUGUUGUUUUGCUGGUCCUUUUUCUUUCUUCAGAAAAAUAUGCUAAAUAUGGAUGUGCAUGAUGUCUCAGCUGCAUAUAUCAGAGCCUUCUUGUUAUAUCAUUUAUAUUUUGUAACCUGUAUUUCUGUACGUGUUUUUAAAAUACAUAAAUAUAUUUAAAUUAG